Molecule: messenger RNA, 637 nt
Organism: Pteronotus mesoamericanus
Lineage: Eukaryota; Metazoa; Chordata; Mammalia; Chiroptera; Mormoopidae
Gene: KRABD1
Product: KRAB box domain containing 1
Exons: 4
Coding region: 1-531 (176 amino acids)
Biological process (GO): regulation of DNA-templated transcription
Source: RefSeq, a predicted model, not a curated record
AUGGCUGAUGAAGAGCAGUUCCUGUGGCCUCCGAACAGGCCCAGUCAGGCGUCACCCGCAGGAGUUCAGGCCAGUAGAGGUCCGGGGGCUAAUGCUGCUUUCUCUACCUUCAGCUCCUUUUCCCAAGAGCGGAGUAAAAGAAGUCAGAUCAUGACAGCAGUGUCCUUGGCAGCUCGGUUCCAGGAACCAGUGACCUUUGAGGACGUGGCCGUGUACUUCACCAAGGAGGAAUGGGCCAGCCUGGCCCCUGCGCAGAGGGCCCUGUACCGGGAGGUGAUGCUGGAGACAUACGCCAAUGUGGCUGCCCUGGCUCCGUCACCGGUGUCCAAACCAGCUCUGAUCUCUCAGCUGGAGCAAGGGGAGGAGCUGUGUUUCUCGGAACCUUGGGAGGACCAGGGCAGGGGAGCAGCCUCUGCAGAAUACAGCUCGAAAAUAAGAAGAUGGACCCACUUAACUAAAAUAAUACCACUUGCAAUAAAAUUAAAAAUUCUUCAGAAUCAUCACUUCUGGGAAGACAGGACAAAGGCUUAAUUCUUUACCUUAAAAUACCAGUUUUCAAAGUAAGAAGCUGACUUAAGAGCCAUCUUAAAUGAUGUCAAAUACACAUUUUCUUUUUCUGCAGACACGUGGAUUUCCA